This is a messenger RNA of Antechinus flavipes (yellow-footed antechinus), 330 nucleotides long. Its product is annotated as small proline-rich protein 2H-like. Bases 1 to 330 code for a protein of 109 amino acids. NCBI's taxonomy places the organism in Eukaryota, Metazoa, Chordata, Mammalia, Dasyuromorphia, Dasyuridae. The transcript has a single exon. The record is from RefSeq and is a predicted model, not a curated record.
AUGGCCAGCUCCCCCCAGGUGCGUAAACCAGCUAGCCCCCUCCAGGUACGUGAGCCAGCCAGCUCCCCCCAGGUGCGUGAGCCAGCCAGCUCCCCCCAGGUGCGUAAACCAGCUAGCCCCCCCCAGGUACGUGAGCCAGCCAGCUCCCCCCAGGUGCGUGAGCCAGUUAGCUCCCCCCAGGUGCAUAAGCCAGUUAGCUCCCCCCAAAUGCGUAAGCCAGUUAGCUCCCCCCAGGUGCAUAAGCCAGUUAGCUCCCCCCAAAUGCGUAAGCCAGUUAGCUCCCCCCAGGUGCGUAAGCCAGCUAGCCCCCGCCCCCCCCCGGGUGCUUGA